AUGAGGGAUUUUGAGUUAAGAAUUGGUAGGCUGACCACGAGUCCGGAAUUGAUGCAGUCUGUUGUUGAGAUACAACCCUCUUCUAAAAGUCCUGUACAUAAGAAACGUAGGACAGGAAGAUAUGUAUUGCCGACAACGAAGCUAGUGGUGGGCAAAGCGUUUGAAAGAAAUAUGAAGGUUGUCUGCUCUUGGUUGUUGAAUGAUGAGGUCUUAUGCAUUGGCAUUUACGGGAUGGGGGGAAUUGGAAAGACAACUUUGGCUACGCAUAUCCACCAUCAGCUUCAAGAGAAACCAGACAUUUUUCCUCGUGUUUGUUGGAUUUCUGUCCCUCAAGAAUUUGGCGUUCACGCAUUGCAGGAUCUCAUUGCCGAAGCUUUUGGUUUAUAUCUUGGGAAUGGAAAAGAUGUGGUGAAUAGAGCCGGGGAGCUAUGGACAACAUUGAGUGUGACAAAAUGUGUUUUAAUUAUUGAUAAUUUGUGGAAUCAUUUUCCUCUUGAUAAAGUGGGAAUACCUCUUAAAACAGAUGGGUGUAAGCUGAUUCUUACAACUAGAUCAUUGGACACAUGUCGAAAAAAGGAUUGCCAAAGGAUAAUCAAAGUGGAGCCUCUUUCUGAGGGUGAGGCUUGGGAUUUGUUCAUAGACAGAUUAGGGCAUGGUGUUACACUUUGUCCUGAAAUGAAAAAAACUGCAGUGUCUAUUGUGAAGAAGUGUUCUGGUUUGCCUCUCGGAAUCAUGACAAUGGCUGGAAGCAUGAGGGGAGUGGAUGAUGUAUCUCAGUGGAGAGAUGGAUUGCGGGAACUGGCAAGUUCAGAAAUUGGAACAUGUGACAUGGAAACUGAUGUAUUUCAGAUAUUGAAAUUUAGCUAUGUUCAGUUAAAACAUAAAGCAAUUAAAGAUUGCUUCUUGUAUUGUGCAUUGUUUCCAAAAGACAAGAAGAUCAGGAGAGAGGACUUGAUAGAGUAUUUGAUUGAUGAGGAUAUAGUCAAAAAAAUGGGGAGUAGGCAAGCGCAAUUUGAUCGGGGCCAUACCAUGCUUAAUCAACUUGAAAAUGCCAGCUUAUUAGAAGGUUCCAGGGACGAAGAAAAUUACAGAUAUGUCAAGAUGCAUGAUUUGAUUUGGGAUAUGGCUGUGAAAAUAAUGAACGAAAGUGGGGGAGCUAUGGUUCAAGCAGGUGCACAACUAACAGAAUUACCUGGUGUAGGAUCGUGGAGAGAGGAAUUGUUAAGAGUUUCACUCAUGGAAAAUAGAAUCGAGAAUAUUCUUACAGACUUUUUACCAAUGUGCCCCCGUCUCUCAACAUUAUUGUUAUGCAGAAACUAUAAAUUGAAUUCGGUUGAGGAUUCUUUUUUCCAGCACCUCAUCGGACUCAAGGUUCUUGAUCUUUCCGACACAGAUAUAGAGAAGUUGCCGGAUUCUAUUUGUCAUCUGACGAGUCUAACUGCAUUGUUGCUGGGAUGGUGUGCAAAGCUGAGUUAUGUACCAUCAUUAGCAAAGCUUAAGGCAUUGGAGAAGUUGGAUCUCAGUUACACUGGACUUGAAGAUUUGCCCGAGGGAAUGGAAAGGCUGAGGGAUCUCAGGUAUCUUAAUCUUAAUGGAAGCGGGGUGCGUGUUUUACGGUCGGGUAUUUUACCCAAACUCUUAAAAUUACAGUUCCUCAAGCUUCAUCAGAAAUCUGGAGUUGUUCUCUCGGUUAGAGGAUAUCAAGUUUUCAGAUUACAUGGGUUGGAAACUUUGGAAUGCAACUUCCGUGAUCUUGACGAUUUCAGAUAUUUCCGAUUAGGACCUGCUUUCUCUUCACUAAUUGCAUGCAAGGUUACUGUAGGACGACCUUCUUUCUCUUCACUUGAAGAUCUAAAUUAUACAAGAUCGAAGUCAGGGUUAAUUAAAGAGGCUUGGUUUUAUGACCUCAUGAUUGACAAUGCAACUUUUCUGUUCCCGCGCUUCAUUACAAAAGUAGUUUUUGUGAGUUGUCAUAACAUGAGAAGCUUAUGUCCAUCAUAUGAAAUUGAAGAGCUUGGAGGGCUUGAGAUUCUACACCUUGAUGGUUUGAUAAUCUUAGAAACCCUUUUUGAAGCAUCUUCAAAGCUAGGUAGUUUUGGUGUCUUUCCCAAUCUCAGAGAGAUCGUGAUACAUAAAUGUCAUAGGAUGAAGGUGAUGCUCCCUCCUUGGCUUUUGUCUACACUCCGAUUGGAAGUGAUUGUAGUCGAAGAUUGUUACAACAUGCAGGAGAUAAUGGGAAGUUGCGAAGUUUUGGUACAUGAAAAGGAGCUUCUCUCUCUUUCUGGUAUUUUUGAUACGACAUUGAGGGUUUUGGUAUUGAAGAAAUUACCAAAUUUGAAAAGCAUUUAUUCUGGAAGACUUCAAUGCAAGUCUCUCGAAGAAAUUACUGUGGGUGAUCGCUAUUUCCCAUUCUCUUAA
Messenger RNA from Populus nigra (black poplar), 2418 nucleotides. Its product is annotated as putative disease resistance protein At4g10780. The transcript has a single exon. The record is from RefSeq and is a predicted model, not a curated record. NCBI's taxonomy places the organism in Eukaryota, Viridiplantae, Streptophyta, Magnoliopsida, Malpighiales, Salicaceae. Gene Ontology annotation, molecular function: ATP hydrolysis activity; protein binding; ADP binding. The coding region runs from base 1 to 2418 and encodes 805 amino acids.